AGCUCUCAUAGCGCCGCAACGGACUGCGGUCCUCCCGUUUUUCUUCACGAACAAACGUGUAAAAAUGUCCGGCGGGGGAGACACCCGCGUUCUCCUCCAAGAAGCCGGCCAAGAGAGUCCGAGGAUGCCGGCCUGGAAGCGAGAAAUCCUGGAGAGGAGGAAGGCUAAGGGCGGCGUUUCUGCCCCGGAGGCGAGCCCCGGUGGCGCUCACGUGAACGGAGAGCUGACGGGAAACGUGAACGGCAGCGGCGGUGGUCCGAGGAGAGACGGCGAGCCGAGCGGUGUGACCGGGCGGAACUACACUAUCACCACGGCCAGCCAACAUUUCGCCCACAACAAAGAGCCCCGAGCGGCGGCGGCGGCUGAGAGGAUGGCACCGAGAGAGAGUCUGGUGCUGCAGGAGAGUCUGGGGCCGCUGGAGGAGAACCCGUUCAUCAAGCUGGAGAAGGAGCGCAGGAAGCGGCAGGACCGGGAGAACACCGCCCGUCCGGUCCAGCACAUCCUGGAGCUGUACGGGAGCGUCCCUGGGAUCAGAACCAUCCGGGCCGAGAACAUCAUCAUCAUCGAGUCGGAUCCGGAUUACUUCCAGGAGGCCGGAGACGGUAAAAGCUGGCAGCCGAACGGCGGGGACAGUUACAGCUCUCUGAACGACCUGCUUGAGCGGAAAGGCAGCGCGGUGACGGAGAUCAGAGCCAAGGAGGUGGUCAUCUACGACAACACGCUGAGCCGGAGCGAGGAGAACCUCAGCACCCUGGGCCGCCCGGAUCAGGUCUCCGAUGAUGCCGCAGAGGGCCAGGGGAGGGUCAGCCGGAUCCUGCAGAAGUUCGACUGCAACUAUGGGAAGCUGCAGAAGAAGUCCCGCAGCACAGAUAACCUGCUGGACCUGGAUUGUAGUGCCAGUGCCAGGCCAAGACGUUGGUCCAAGCCACAGCCAGAUCUGGUGCCAAAUCCCAGAAGUCCAACCUUCAGCAGCCAGCCAACGUUGCCUGUCUUCCAGGCUCCUUGGACUCCCAAACCAAAGCCACAGCUGCAGCAGCAUCCAGGGUCCCCCCAGCCUGUGUCCUCCUUCCGGCAGAGGUUUGAAGUGCCCCCUGUUCAGGCUGUGGUCCCCAGAGAUGAACCAGACAGAGGGCAGAGCAAGAUCACCAGGGAGCGAGACUGGGAGGGCGCCGAGGUGCCCCCCAGACCUAAGGUGCCAUGUUCUCCCGAGACCCGCCGUACCCGUGCCGAGUCCUCCUCACUGCCCAUCUCCUCGAAAGUUAUACGCUCCUCCUCUGAGUUCGAGAUCCGUCCCUCCCCUAAGCCGGACAUUGACCGGAUCCCAGAUGGAGACACCCAGGCUAGGGCCCUCGCAAACCUGCGUCUGCAGUCCAAAAACUCCUUCACGGUGGUCCCAAAGCGUCACCUCGAAACCUCGACCGGCAGCCCUGGACCCCAAAGCCCAGUCAAGUCGUCACCCUCACACAGAGCAGCUGAAGCGCCCUCACCGGGAGUGCCAACCCCUCGCUCCCCAACACUCCCUGCCCCUCGCUCCCCAACACUCCCAGCGCUCACAAAGAAGAAAGAGGAGAAAGUUCAAGAGAAGAAAGAACCUCAAGCGCCUCCUGUUCCUCCUCCAGCCAGUGAACCUGUAGCUCCUUCCUCUCCACCUGUCCUGACCUCACCCUCUCCACCCUCAGAGCAUCCCACCGUGGACAAACUGCCAGUCACAAAUAUCGACGACAUCGAGGUGGAGCCCGCGCAGCGUGGCCCCGUCCCCAGCCCCAUGGUACAGAGAAAAAAGGGCAACACCUUCACCGUGGUGCCUAAACGUAACCAGCAGACCCCAGCCGAGCCCCAGCAGGAGGCUCCGAUUGAGGCCCCACCGGAGUCAACGGCACAGCGACCAAAGUAUCCCCAGCUGGGCAGUCGGCUGAAGAAACGCUACCCCGCCGUGGAGGACAUAGAGGUCAUCGGAGGGUACCUGAGCCUCGCCAAGUCCUGCCUCUCCAAGACCGGCUCUGUGGGCAAGAAGCUAAAGAUCUCCUUCAACGAGUCCAGCCUUCACAGCACCUACGAGUACCCGUCAGAGAGUAGCACGUGGGACAGCGGGGAGGAAGACGAGGAGGAAAAACAGGAAGCGAAGCCGGCGGACGAGCAGCCCAGCAUGGUGGGACGUUUCCACAUCCCCCGCCCCAGCCUGAUCGGCUCGCCGGUCCACGCAGAAAACGGCAACGACCUUUCUAGCUACAUUCCCAAACACUCUGUGGACUUCAACGCCUGGCAGGAAAACAAACAAGAAGACAAAGUUUACCAGGAAGAACCCACAUCGCCGCAGAUCUCAGAGGAGGUCAUGCUGACGCCAGCAGACAGCUCCUCCCUGUCCGACUACAGCAGCGAGCCGGCUCUCUACUUCUGAUCGCUGCGGACGGCGGCAGCAUCUCCUGAAAAUCCGGCGGGGAUUUCGCCACACGUCCAGGCCCGACUGCAAGCACACGCUGCUCCGACCCCGCUGUUUUCCUGCCAUCGGAGAAGUUUCCAACCUCUUUAGGAGGAAGCAACAAAUCGGAAUAAAGAAAGAAAGAAGCAGCUGGCCUGUGUUUCCCCCCUUUGAUUGCGGACAGUUGAUCUGUCCCAUACUCUCACUCAUCGGUGCCGGAAGUCAGUGUUAGGAUUUUCCUUUCCUUUCUGUACAGAUUAUAAAUAGCAGACAUACAAACUGAAAAACUACUAAAAAUGAAGGUAUAAGGGUGCCACGUUUAAAUUUUUUUCUUUGGUCAUUUUUUUUUUUUGUACGUGCAUGUUUGUUUUCAUGUUUACUGUAAAGCUUCUCUUCGCCUUUCUUUUAGUUGGAGGUCUCUUUGCCGUAUUAAAUUUGCUGGAUGUUUCUCAGAGGUGUUUUAAAACCUCCUUUCUUUUGUUUGAAAGGAGUCGAUCAAGACGCCCGUCAAUCAGUAGCAGCUUUUAUUCCGUAUUGAACGCUCGGGAAAUAAAAGUGACCUUCGCCAAUAAUAGUAAUAAAAAUAACGUCUGUAUGUCCCUAAACUGAAUCAUCGCUUUGCAGAAUGUGUUCAUGUGAGCUGUAAAGACAAAUGUUCCGAUCUGACGGCUUUUUUCCGACUUCUGGUCUGUGCGAUCCGUGUUUGCGUGUGUGAAGUAAAUCAGGAGAAGCAGGAAAAGCUUCUUACUGGAUUAUUUUCCUUCAUUUUUUUUUUUUUUUUCUCCUGUCAGACCUCAAGUACUUUGACAUUCCACAGAGAGAGCAGCCAUUUUAUUUAAGGCUUCUGUGUUGAAUGUUAUAUUAGUGGGAAUUAGGCAUGGGUUGGAUUCAGAUUAUUGCAUCAUAUUUGCACAAUUUAAAGCUAUAUCAUCAUAAGAGCAGGUAAAAAGAGAGUGAAUAAAUAAUGGGACCGAGCAUAGAACCCUGAGGAACCCCACAUCUAAAGAUCUCACGUCGUUUCUUCUCUUUUUCUGGCAUCUCAUCUACAUAUUUAUUUUGGGAUUUGCUUAAACAAGAUGAAUGAAAAUGAUUAAACUCUUUAUUUAAUGCAGAUUUUCUAUAACUGAUACGAUUAAGGAAAAUUGGCUGUUUCUCUAGUUUAUGAUCGAGGUAUCCCAACAAUAUUGCGACGUAAACUGCGGUAACCAGCCCAUGCCUAGUGGGAAAGUAUGCCGUGAGAAAAUGGGCUUGUGAUCGUUUAUAUAUAUUUUCUUUUCUACCGAUUUGUUUUUAUACAAAGGAAAGUUUUCAGAUGAUUUUAUUUUUCUUGAACUCAUAAUGCCAACUGAUUCAAAUGUUGCCGUUCUGGCCUCGCACUCGUCCGUCCACCAGUGUUUCCAGACUCAAAAGAUCCACGUAACGCUGGUCAUUUUCUCCACAAUCAUCUGGAACCUUUUCAGUCCUUGAAGCUGGAUUUCUGUUGUUUUCAGUUAAAGUCCUGGAGUCUUCAAUGUUGCAC
This is a messenger RNA of Cyprinodon tularosa, 3938 nucleotides long. RefSeq names its product taperin (gene tprn). The record is from RefSeq and is a predicted model, not a curated record. Gene Ontology annotation, molecular function: phosphatase binding. NCBI's taxonomy places the organism in Eukaryota, Metazoa, Chordata, Actinopteri, Cyprinodontiformes, Cyprinodontidae.